UCUCUCUCUAUCGUUACUCACUUUGACCCGCUUUUAGUGUAAAACCCCACAUUCUCUCUCUCUCAUCCCACUACUUCCUCAGACAUCACAUGCAAUUGCUACUUACAAAAGCAGGGAUUUUUUUUAAAAGAGGACUAGAAUAACUAGAAGUGUAAUACAAGCACUCGUUCUUUCACUCACGCAGAAAAAGAAGAUUGAAAACGCUGACUGUGACUCAUCGUCAGAACACCACGUUCAAAAAAAUUCCCUUUUCCCAUUGUCCUGUUUCUGCACACUGCAAAACAAAAACUCUUCUUAAAAAUCCUUUCUUUGUCUCCAACUCAAUUACCCCUUUACUCAACACUCCGUUUUUUCCCUCAGAAACUUUCCAACCUGUCGAAAUUUUCAAUUUUGGAUUUGUUUCAUCACUUCACGUGAUUUGAGUUUGCUCUAUGCUAUACAAGUUCACUUCUUCCCUGACCCUGCACCUUUUUUUUUCUUUUUAAUCCAUUUGUUUGUUGUUUCUAUUGUCCUUGAAAUACCAGAAACCCGUUUCGUCAAUGGGGAAAUUUUGAAGUUUUAUAUGUGCCUUGUGGAUUUUCAAUUGAUGGGUGAUGAAUAGAGUAUAAGAUUAUAGAUAUUUUUGUUUUGAACGUUGUUGACCAUUUUAGUGGCUGUGAUGGGUGGUGAUGGUAGAGUUGAAAUUGUGAGUGGUAAGGGGUGCUCGAGGCUGUUUUCAUCUUCGUUUCCUUCAUUCAGAGGUAUGCAACCGUUGGAGCCAAUGUCUCCUGUUUCUUCCUCUGUACAAGUGCCUUCAAGUGCUCCUUUUGCAGGUCUUAUUAUAUGUGUUACUGGUUUAUCUAAAGAAGCAAGGAAUCAGGUCAUGGAGGCUACUGAGCGAUUAGGAGGCCAGUAUAGCCCCAAUUUGCACCCUCAAUGUACCCAUUUGGUGGUUCAGAGCUUUGGUGGACGCAAAUUUGAUCAUGCACUGAAGCACGGAGCAAAAAUUGGUCUCUCUGUUGUCACACUGGGUUGGUUUGUGGACAGUGUCAGGAAAAAUGUGAGGUUGAGUGAAUCGCAUUAUAGUGUGAAGAGUUAUGGGGAUAAUAAUAUGCGCUUUGAUGAUUUGAAACUGCUUCCUGGGUAUACAGAUGCUGAUAAUUAUUGUCUUCCUUUGAGAAUCCAUGAAACCAAGCAUGCUAACAGUGUUGAAGAAUUUCAAAGAUUCUCUGGGAGAGAAUCCAACCAAAGUUUGGACUCAACUUUGUCUGGUUGCUCCAUCUACGUUGAUCCAGGAAUUUCAUCUGAAUUGAGGAACAAGGUUGUUGAGACUGCCUCAAGAGAAGGUGCUAGUUUGGUGGAACAAUGGUUUGUUGGCUGCAAUGUUAGUCAUAUAGUGACUGAAGGGACAUCCAUCCAAAGAUAUCUUGGAUACUCUAGUAACCUUGUUACACCACUGUGGAUUCUCAAAACAGCUAAGGAGAAAUAUGUGCAGAGGCUUGUUCACAUGUCUGCUGAUUUGGCAAGGCAAGUUAGCUUGACACUUGAAGACAUUCAUAAUGGCAUUUCAGGGAAGGAAGUAAUAGAGCGAAAAGUCCGUGAUGAUCUUCAGGGAAGUGAAAAUGAGCUUAGUCACAAAGAAAGGCUACAGAUUGUAAAUUCUGCAAAAAUUGGAGUAAGAAAUCGCCGUGGUCGUCGAAUGCAGACUUGUCAGACUCCGAUACGUCCUAUAACACCCAACAACCUUCUAGACUCAAUCUGCUGGACAGUGUCCGAGCCAUCUUCAACCGCUUCCAUUUACACAGACUCUUUCAGUGUUGAAGAUCCUAGUGAAAAUCCUACGUCAAUAUUUUUUGACACCAAAGGGGAUGGCAAGGAGUCAGAAGCUUCAUUCUCAAACUCCACUCGUCCUCUGACAGAAAGUGAGAAAUCCGAGCUUAUAUUUAAAAACCAUUUCCUCACCAUACUCUUCCCAAUAGACCGAUUUGCCGAGAUGGGUCCUUCAUCGAGAACGUAUUUUAGCCAUAACGGUUUUACGUGUCUUCAAGUCUUGGAUCAUAUCCAUGCAUUUUAUCAGGAGAACAUGUCAAGCCAGGAAAUAGAAGCUGCAAUUCAUAGUGAUUCAAGACACGCUGAUAGGCUUCGAUCAGUGUACUCAAGUAAGGAAACCGCAGAACGUGGCUUUGUGAUAUUCAAAAGGGUUGAAUUCUUGGGUAGUCGUACGAGUUUUGAAAUGUUGAAGCGUGUAAAUGGUGACAACUCCUCCAAUGUGUAUGAGCUAUUACUUAGGGCGUAAGGUACUUAAAUGAGCUGCAAGUAGUUAUAAUAAUGCUUAGUAGCUUGCAGCAUCUAAAUGUUACAAGCCUGUCAAUAUGACGAGACAUUGGAGAUAUGGAAAAAUAUAGUUGGUUAUUUAGCACUGAUUUCAUUAAUGUGUUGUGUUGUAGUUUUUAUUAUUUUUGUUCUAAGGUCCUUACUAAUAUAGGAUAUGAUUUUGUUGUUCUUUUAAAGACAGCUUUGCCAGAAUCACUGUAUUUUUAACUGUAAACAAACAAAAUUUC
Messenger RNA from Abrus precatorius (Indian licorice), 2540 nucleotides. RefSeq lists its product as uncharacterized. Bases 659 to 2275 code for a protein of 538 amino acids. The record is from RefSeq and is a predicted model, not a curated record. Lineage: Eukaryota; Viridiplantae; Streptophyta; Magnoliopsida; Fabales; Fabaceae. The transcript has 10 exons.